UACUUUUUAUACAUAAACACCAUAAAUGCUUUCACUAGAGAGCAUUAGUUAUAAAAUUAUUAAGUAAUAUUAGCAACGUCUUUAGCAGCCGAAAGUACUUCCCAUGGAUCGCAGCUUGGAUUCAAUUGGCAGCUGUUCACUUGAUGUUGAUGCCGAUUCAUCCGAUAUAUCAGACACCAGCGGCAGCUUGAACUUUCCCACGCCGCUCUCAGUGAAGGACAUAACGCGUGAGUUUACAACGAACAUCAAGGAGCGUUGCAUACUGCGCUCGCCGCUGCAGCCGCAGAGUCCCAGAGUGACCAACCACAGCGCGGCCUACAUCAAUCUGGAGUCAGCUGGCGGCGUAGUGCGCAUGGUGCUGUCACCGCCAACGCCAUCCAACGCUGCUGCGGCUGCAAAUACAACAACAGUCGAUCUCAUCGUCGAUGCUGUGGAGAAGAAGCCAAGCUAUCUAAAUUUGGCUUGUUGUGUCAACGGCUAUAGCAAUCUUACGACCUACGAUUCCAAGAUACGCCAGGACAUCAACAAGUCGCGUGAAGUGUCACCCAUACGCCCAUCGACGAGUAGUCUGCAGUAUUGCAAGCGCAACAAUUCGCUGGCGGCGCCACAGCUGCACAGCAUGCCGCUGACCAAGCAGCCUGCCACAACGCUGGCCAACAAAUACAACGAGACUAACAACAACAACAACAACAACCACGAGCACAGCAAUGGCAAUGGCAAGCUGCAGAAUGGUGAUGACUACUACAAUGGCAGCCACAAAUCCACCAGCAGCUUUAUUCAGCAGCGCGUAGAGCGUCUCUAUGGACCCGGUGCAUUGGCGCAAGGCUUCUAUAGUCCCAAAAAGCACAGCUCCGGGCAAUCGCCGCGUCAGUCCAAUGCACAGCAGCCGCAACUGGAGCGUGAGCUGUCGCCGCAGCGCAGCGAGCUGGCGCGCAAGUUUAAGCAGCUGUCACCCAGCAAGGACUACGGCGAGUUUCGCAAGAAGCUGCAUAGCAAUUGCACGCGCGCGCAAGUGGAGCAACUGACGACGCUGACAACAACGACAACAAUACAUGUGCCCAAUGGUGAAACGGAUUUGCCCGUAUUUCGUCAUCUGAGUCACGAGUUUCGCGCUCAGCUGCCCACAGUGUCGCCCAAGCGCUGCAUACCGCGUGUUUCGCCAGCGCCCGAGGUGCUGCUGCCGCUGCAGUCAAAUGGUGUGCCCUUGGAUGUGGUGGAUCAUGAGCCGCUAAAGCCAGCGCAGCUACGCAGUGAGGAGUAUAUAAGCACUACCAAGAUUUUGGCAGCUGCAGAGCCGUCGCCGCCGCCGCCACCAGCCACUGUUAGCCCACCCGCUGUGCUGGAUAACGCAUCAACAACAACAUUAGUGCCAGCGCCUGUGGCUGAAGUGCGCGAUGGCACUUACUUUUUGAAAAUACUCAAAGCGGAGCAAGUGCGUCUGCUAGCGCUGGCGGCAACAGGUGAAAAGUAUUUGGAUGCAUUAACAGACAAUCCCAAAGUCACUGAGGAUACGCUGGGACUGCUGCGCUCAGCUGCUGGCAAAGCGCGUCUGCUGGUAGCGCAGAAAAUGAAGCAAUUUGAGGGUCUUUGUCACAACAAUUUGAAUCGCUCACCGGAGGAUGCAUUUCCCACUACGCUGGACGAUCUGCAGGGCUUUUGGGAUAUGGUUUAUUUGCAGGUGGAGCAUAUAGAUUCCAUAUUUGCUGACAUUGAGCAGCUGAAGGCCAACGAUUGGAAGCGCAUUAGCGAGCCCGCGCCGGCCAGCACAGCGAUUAGCAAAUCAACCAGAACUGCAAAAACAACAACAACAACCAAGUCUGCUGGCAAUCAAAAAGCAAAAACAGCAAGUGUAAAUACCUCAAAGGUGGCCGCUUCGAAUUCAGUGGCUGCCAUGAAACGUGAGGCGCAACGUAAACAAUUGUUGGAGAUGAAGCGUCAGCGACGCGAAGCUUUGGCAGCUGCCGCUGGCGGCGGCGAUGUUGGUGCUGUCGCUGUCGCUGAGGAUGUUGCUGCUGCUGCUACUGCCGUUGUGCUGGACACUGUUGCUGUGGCCGUUGAGCUGCCCAGCCAGAUUGGUGAUACUACAACUUGCAACGUUGGCGUUCAGAACAGCAGCUGAAUUUUGGUCAAGCAAUACGCAACUCAACAUGCUCUCUAGUUAAUAGAUUUAUAUUAUUACAACUAACUCACUCACUCACUCACACACACACACACUCACUCACAUACAUUAUACACUCAUUUACAACUCAACAUAGAAAGCAAAGUUUAACGAAUUGAAUGAAGAAGAAAAGAAGUAACGUAUGCUUAGAAAUUCCUAGUUGAAUUAAUCCUUAACUAGUCCCAACUAAAACAAACAAUUAUUAUUAUAUUUAUAUGCACACGGUGUGAGCUUUUAAAAAAUAUACAAAUUAUAUAAUUAUUAGUGUCACAAGCCCAUUAAUUUGUCACAAUUGAGAAGAGAAAAGUGUUAAAGAAAAAAUAUUUUUGUGACCGCAUGCAAUUUAUUUGGUCUUUAUCGUUAUCAAUGUUAACGGCUCAUCGAAAAUUGUUUAUAAAUUUUGCCUUAUCUACGUGUGUUUUUGCUCGUUAAAUCAUUUUUGCUGUGCACUUUGUAGAACUUAACAAAUUAAAAUUUGUACAUGUUUUUUAUAUAAACAAGAUCGCCUACAGACAUACAUACAUAUAAUUUAUAAAAGACAUUUAUUUUUGUGUAAUUGUAGUAGCUAUUUAAGUAAAACAAACAUAAGAAAACGAAGCAACACCAAUAACAACUUUAAACUUCAAGCUGAAACUUUUGUAUUACAUUUAAAAUUUUGUGAACGCAACAUAACUGAGAAUCUUAAUUGUAAAAAAAAAAACAAAUCAAAACAAAAACAAAAUAUAUAUAUUUUUCGGCAAGUUAGCUGCAAGUAUUGAGAUUUAUUAAUUUGUAAGUUAAAACUAUUGCAAGUAAGCAUGGCAACAAAAAAAAUGCAAACAAAUCUCACUCUUGAUUAAUUUAUAA
Molecule: messenger RNA, 3004 nt
Organism: Drosophila busckii
Lineage: Eukaryota; Metazoa; Arthropoda; Insecta; Diptera; Drosophilidae
Gene: vlc
Exons: 5
Coding region: 104-2119 (671 amino acids)
Biological process (GO): signaling
Cellular component (GO): postsynaptic specialization; glutamatergic synapse
Molecular function (GO): molecular adaptor activity
Source: RefSeq, a predicted model, not a curated record